ACUUGCCCUCUGUAAAGAAAGCGUUGUACUUCGAAUGAGAAAAUUGUGGAAAACGUUCUCCUGUUUCCGCUAACCAACCAAACUCUACAAAAUCAAAAUCCCAUCUCAAAUUUCCCAUUUUUCAUCUGGGUUUUCAAUCCUUUUUCGAAGAAAUUAGGGCCUUCUUCUCAAUUUCUUGAAGAAGGCUCUGUUUCUUCAUUUUCUUGAAAAUGUUUAGGUUUUCUGUAGCGGCCCUUCAAUUGAUUGAGCUUUGCGUGAGUUCUGUCGUUCAUUUGUUAUAUGGGUUUUACAUCUUUAGCUCUGCGGUUGCCGGUGAUCUUUCGUUGGCGUUGAAUGAUUUUCUGUUUAAGUCGAAUAUUGAACCUUCAAUUAGGGAUGAAAAGAUGGGUGGUUCUGCAAAUGGUGAUGAUGAUCUGCCCCCCAUUGUGCUUGUUCAUGGGAUUUUUGGAUUUGGGAAAGGGAGAUUAGGUGGAUUGUCUUAUUUUGCUGGAGCAGAGAAGAAAGAUGAGAAGGUUUUGGUGCCUGAUCUGGGUUCUUUAACCAGUAUUUAUGACAGGGCUAGAGAAUUGUUUUAUUAUUUGAAAGGUGGGCAGGUUGAUUAUGGUGAAGAACAUAGCAAGGCUUGUGGGCAUGCCCAAUUUGGAAGGGUAUAUGAACAAGGGCAUUACCCACAAUGGGAUGAAGAUCAUCCAAUUCACUUUGUUGGACAUUCGGCCGGUGCUCAGGUGAUUCGGGUUCUGCAGCAGAUGUUGGCUGACAAGGCAUUUAGGGGAUAUGAAAACACUUCUGAAAACUGGGUAUUAAGUGUAACGGCUUUGUCUGGUGCGUUCAACGGGACUACUCGAGCUUACUUGGAUGGGAUGCAGCCAGAAGACGGGAGAUCCAUGAAAGCCAUAUGCCUUCUCCAACUAUUACGCAUUGGUGUUAUCGUUUAUGAUUGGAUGGACAUUCCCAUUUUAAAAUAUUAUUACAGCUUCGGGUUUGAUCAUUACAAUAUGUCAUGGAAGAAAGCUGGCGUUUGGGGUCUUGUUGAUCUUCUACUUGGAAACUCAGGCCCGUUUGCAUCUGGUGAUUGGAUUCUUCCAGACCUAACGAUCCAAGGAUCAUUACGUCUCAAUAGCCAUCUAAACACAUUUCCUAGUACAUACUACUUUAGUUACGCAACAAAACGUACUGGAAACUUAUUGGGCCGUACGGUGCCAUCAAAUAUAUUAGGAAUCCACCCGUUGCUCUUUAUCAGAGUUUUGCAGAUGUGCCAGUGGAGGCACCCACCUGAUGUCUCUCCGCCUUUCAAGGGCUAUAGGGAUGAAGAAUGGUGGGAUAAUGACGGUGCGUUAAAUACUGUGUCGAUGACUCACCCUAAGUUCCCGGUUGAACACCCUAGUCGAUUUGUAGUUGAAGAUUCCGAGUGCCAACCUUUGCAACCAGGCAUCUGGUACUACAAGAUAGUGGAGGGGGAUCACAUACUUUUCGUAGUGAACCGUGAAAGAGCAGGAGUACAGUUUGAUGUUAUGUAUGACAGUAUAUUUGAGCGAUGUAGGAAACACGCGUUUAGAAAGCUUCCGACAAUGCCAGACCAUGUUUAAUUGACAGUCGAGGUUAGCCGCUAUACAAAAUUAUAUACAUGCAUUUGACCCUUUGUAACCGAGUCGUGUAGUUCUCAUGUAAUAUCUGUCUGAUAGAGUGAAUGAUGCGCGUAUAUGCACUAAUCCAAUGUUGUACAACUCUCAAGAUUUGUUAUAUGAAUUCUAUUCAUUACAAUGUAACAAUCCAUUAUCCAUAUGCUUCGUUUUCGCAA
Helianthus annuus (common sunflower) is the source of this 1798-nucleotide messenger RNA. RefSeq names its product lipase. Lineage: Eukaryota; Viridiplantae; Streptophyta; Magnoliopsida; Asterales; Asteraceae. The coding region runs from base 210 to 1586 and encodes 458 amino acids. The record is from RefSeq and is a predicted model, not a curated record. The transcript is spliced from 8 exons.